Molecule: messenger RNA, 9749 nt
Organism: Propithecus coquereli (Coquerel's sifaka)
Lineage: Eukaryota; Metazoa; Chordata; Mammalia; Primates; Indriidae
Gene: PCNT
Product: pericentrin
Exons: 45
Coding region: 122-9619 (3165 amino acids)
Biological process (GO): signal transduction
Molecular function (GO): molecular adaptor activity
Source: RefSeq, a predicted model, not a curated record
CGUGACAGUUGCCGCGGGGGGCAAGCGAGCCCGGCGAGGGGGAGGGAGUGUAAACAGAGCGAAGGCGGCGGCGCGUCGGCCCCGCAGUCCCUGGGCGACCCGCGAGGAGCCCCAGAGGAAGAUGGAAGCAGCCGAACAAAAGCAGCGGCGCGGAAAGGUGGAGGCCGGGAGAGCGAAGCUUGCUCACUUCCGACAGAGAAAAACAAAAGGUGACUGUGCGAAUUCGGAGAAAAAGACGUCGAAGAGGAAGGGCUCGGCUGUCGAUGCGCCUGUCCAGGAGGAGAGUCCGGUAGCCACCGACGACGGCGCGUGCCUUGGAGGAGGGGGUGUUUGCGAAAGCACGGCGUGUGUCGACAGCCCUGAUGGGGCGAGAGGGGCGUUUGCAGCUCAGGAAUGUGAACAGGAAUGUGAACCUGAGAUUGCUGAGCUCGUGGGCAGACCCGACGGGCAGCAGCAGACACAGACGGUGCACAGCCUUGAGCUGGAAGCGCUGCGCCUGAGUCUGAGCAACAUGCACACGGUGCAGCUGGAGCUGACGCAGGCCAACCUGCAGAAGGAGAAGGAGACGGCGCUGACGGAGCUGCGGGAGAUGCUGAACAGCCGGCGCGCCCAGGAGCUGGCCCUGCUGCAGAGCAGGCAGCAACACGAGCUGGAGCUCCUCCGGGAGCAGCAUGCCCGGGAGAAGGAAGAGAUGGCGCUCAGGUGUAGCCAGGAAACAGCUGAGCUGAAGGAGAAGUUACAUUCAGAGAUGGAGAAAAAUGUCCAAAUGAUAGAGACUCUGAAGCAAGACUGGGAAUCUGAAAGAGAUUUAUGCUUAGAAAAGCUACGCAAAGAGUUAUCUGCAAAGCAUCAGUUAGAAAUGGAGGAUUUACGAAGCCAGUUUCAGGAAGAAUUGGCAGAACAGAAAGCUGAGUUGGAAAAGAUUUUUCAAGCCAAAAACCAGGCUGAAUCUACUCUUGAGAAUCUGGAAGCUCAGUAUGAAGCAGCCAUUAAAAAGUUGCGUGAAGACCUACAGUCUGAACGCUGCCGUUACUUAGAAGACUUGGAGUUAAAAUUCAAAGAAAAGGAAAAAGAAAAACAGCUAGAGUUAGAGACUCUCCAAGCGUCGUACGAAGACCUGAAGGCACAGUCUCAGGAGGAAAUCCGGCGCCUCUGGUCGCAGCUUGAUUCCACCAGGACCGACAGGCAGGAACUGAAUGAGUUGCACGAGCAGUUCCUGGCGAGAGCAUCUCACGUGGAAGAAUUGGAACACCUGAAGCGAGAUUUUGAACAGCAGCAGCAGCAAGAAAAAACCCAGCAUGAAUCUGAACUAGAGCAAUUGAGAAUUUAUUUUGAAGAGAAAUUAAGAGAUGCCGAGAAAACCUACCAAGAAGACCUGACUCUGUUACAGCAUCGGCUACAGGAGGUCCGGGAAGAUUCUCUACUGGGGUCUGUGGAAAUCAGUUUAUCUUGUACACGUUUGGAAGAGACACCUGAAAAAGGAAAAACAGGUCGUCUUGAUCAACUUGACCUUCAACCUGAGCAACAUGAGGAGAGCCCGGCGUGCUUCCAGGCGGAGUUGGUAGAAAACCACACGUGUGAGUUAGAAGCGUGGAAGUCUCCUCUCCGCACCCAGCAUGAGCGGGACGUCGUGGACAGAUGCCUCUUGGGGACAGAGGUGUUGGGACGGGAGCACCUGGAGCUCGAGCGGCUUCCAGCUGCGCUCCCGGAACACAGCCGAGAGCUUGCUCUGGUGCAUCCCCCGUGUGCACAGGACGCAGCCUUGGAGGUUGACACCGAAGUGGCUGCCAGAGUCUUGGACUUGGAAACCGAGCACAGAGUUAAACUUUCACUUCUUCAGACUGAGCUCAGAGAAGAAAUUGAGCUCUUAAAAAUAGAAAACAGAAACUUACAUGAGAAGUUGCAGCAUGAAAUCCGUCUGAAAGAGGACCUAGAGAAGGUAAAGCAUAAUUUAGUGGAAGUCCACCAGGAAGAACUAAAUAAAACUAAGGAGAAGAAUCAGCUAAUGAAACAGGAAUUGAAAAAAAAAGAAGCCGAGUGGAAAGUUCUAAGUGAGGAUCUAAAGAGAGAAGCUGAAGAGAAGUUGACGCUGAUGCUUCUUGAACUGAGGGGAAAGGCUGAGUCUGAGAAGCAGUCAGUAGUAAACAAGUUUCAGCUUCGGGAAAAAGAAAUGAGGCAGCUUCAGGACCAGCAGGCCGCACAGAUCCUGGACCUGGAGCGGUCCCUGACCGAGCAACAGGGCCGCCUGCAGCAGCUGGAGCAGGGGCUGGCCGCCGAAGAGGCUCCGCUGUGCAACCGGUGUGGGCGGGAGCCACCCUUGGGGGACGGGGAGCGUGCCCUCCGGGUGCAGGAGGACUGCACCCUGCAGCUGAUGCUGGCCCGGAACAGGUUUUUAGAAGAACGUAAAGAGAUCACAGAGAAAUUCAAUGCGGAGCAAGAUGCCGUCCUGCAGGAGGCCCAGGAGAAGCAUGCCCACGAGCUAGAGCUGCUCCAGGAGAGACACCAGCAGCAGCUCCAGGCCGUGUCACGGGAGCUGGAGGCCAGACACCAGGCUGAGCUCUGCGAGCUGGCAGCCUCCUUAGAGAGUGAACGGCGGGCUCUGCUGGAUGCUCGCGUGGCUGAAUUGCAGACGAAACAUGCUGCUGAAAUCCAUGCUUUGGAAGCGAGACAUCGGUCCAGCCUGGACUCCAUGCAGUCCUGCUGCCUGGCCGAGAUUCAGACGGUGCGGGAUGAGCACAGGCGGGCCGUCGCGCACUUACAGGCCGACUUCGUGGAACAGCUGCAGAGGAAGGACGCUGUUCACCAAACGAUCUUGUCUCAGGAGUUGGAGAAACUGAAGCUGAGACAUGACAAGGAACUUCAGUCUGCGCAGGACGGGCCAAGAGCUGACACGAGCACUGGGCAUGUUGCCAGCCUGGAUGCCGUGGCCCCAGGGCUGCCGGGAGCGUGCCAGACGCACCAGGGUGAAUUUGAAAGUGAAAAGAAAGCUGCUCUGCAUGCAAAACAGGAGACCUGUGGACUUGAGGGCGAGCAGGCGCAGGCUCUCUGCCGAAAGGAGAAGGAAUCUUGGUCCCUGCAGCUUCAGGAGAAGGACGACCAAAUCCAGCAGCUGGAAGAACAAGUUUUAUCCUUAAGCCACAAGGUGGAAGAGAGCCGUUCUGAACUGGAGACGCUGCAGCAAAGGCGUGAAAGGGAGAACCAGGAGGGCGAGAACCUCAUCUCCAUGCUCAAGGCUGACGUCGACCUGUCCCAGAGCGAAAGGCGGGCUCUCCAGGACGCCCUGAAGAGGCUGCUGGCCUUGUUUGGAGAGACCCUGAAGGCAGCCGUCGCCCUGAGGAGCCAGAUUGGAGAGCGUGUGGGGCUCUGCCUGGACGAUGCAGGUGCCACAGGUGCGGGCCAGGCCCUGCCAGCAGCUCCAACACUUGACGAGACGUGGUCUGACGCGGCCCUGCUGGAGGUGGACAGGACCGUGUCUGAGUGUGCGGAGAUGUCCUCCGCGGCCGAGGUCAGCAGUCACGUACGCGAGAGCUUCCUGAUGAGCCCCGACAGCGCGCUGGGGUGUGAGCAGACAGUCAGGAGAGUCUACCGGAGCCUGGGCCUCGCUGUGGACGGCCUCCUGGAGAUGGUGCUGGACUCCACCAGGCAGCUGGAGGAAGCACAACAAAUCCAUUCUCGUUUUGAAAAAGAAUUCAGUUGUAAAAAUGAGGAGACGGCGCAGGUCGUUAGGAAGCACAAGGAGUUGCUGGCGUGCUUGGAGGAGCAGAGCGCCGCCAAGGCCGGGCUGGAGCUGGAGCUGCACACGGCUGAGGGCAUCCUGGAGGGACUGAAGGUGGAGAAGGCGGAUCUGCAGGAGGCGCUGGGCCGGAAGGAGGAGUCUGAGCGGCAGCUCGUCUUGGAGCUGGAGGGCCUGAGGCAGCAGCUCACGCAGGCGGCCGGGGAGCAGGCGUCGCUGAGGGAGGAAUACGCCCUCCUGUGGAGCCAGAAGGAAGCUGCUGCGGGGGAAGCAGAAGAGCGAGAGGCAGCGCUUCGCAAGGAAGUGGAGUGUCUGACCAGGGAGCAGUCGGAGACGAGGAAGCAGUCUGAGAAGGACCGCGUGGCCCUGCUCUCCCAGAUGAAGGUUCUGGAAUGCGAGUUGGAGGAGCAGCUCUCUCAGCAUCAAGGCUGUGCCAGGCAGGCUGAGGAAGUCACAGCCCUAAAGCAGCAGAUGGCUUCUCUGGACAAGCACUUGCGCAACCAGCGGCAUUUCAUGGAUGAGCAGGCCGCAGAGCGGGAGCACGAGCGUGAGGAGUUCCAGCAGGAGAUCCAGAGGCUGGAGGCGCAGCUCCGCCACGUGGCCAGGCCGCAGCCCCAGGGCCUCCUCGACAGCCCGCAGCAUGCCCGGCUGGAUGAAGAGGUUGAAUUGUUACAACAGAAGUUGAGAGAAAAAUCGGAUGGAUUUAAUGAAUUGGUUAUAAAGAAAGAGUUGGCAGACAGACAAGUGCUAAUCCAGGAAGAAGAAAUUAAGCGUCUGGAAGAGAUGAAUGCCCACACCAGGAGAAAAGUGGUCCAGCUCCAGGAAGAAUUGGAGAAACAGAAAAAAAUUGUGAAGGAAUUACAAGAUAAAGAGGCACUAAAGGAACAGCAGAUGACUCACUUGCCUCUGGAGUCCACACUGCAGGCUGGACUGGGUGAGGGUAGGUGUCCUGGGCCUCUUCCAGACAGCCCUCCUGCGGGUCCCGAGGUGCAAUGGGAGUCAGCACAGAGGGCGCCCCUGCAGCGCGACAGCGAGGUCUUAGACUUAAAAGGACAUCUGGAGGAGAUUAAAAAUGACAUAGCAGAUAAAAAUGAAGAGGUGCUACAUCUGAAUUUAAAAUCAGAUGUGCAGAGCUCCCAGACUGCCGUGAGCACCGGAGAACUUGAGGAUGAGCAUGCCGACCUAAAGGUUGUGUGCACCAGAAGUUCUGAGAUUGAAGAGCUGAAAGCCACUAUUGAAAAUCUGCGAGAGAACCAGGAACGCUUACAGAAGGACAAGGCAGAGGAGAUUGAACGGCUCCACGAAGUCAUCGAGAAGCUGCAGCAGGAGCUGUCUCUCAUGGCACCCGCGGCGCAGGGGGCCAGCGACAGCCGGGCAGGGAGUUUGCAGAGUGAGCUGCUCUGCUCCCAGGCGGAGGGCCCCUGCGGGCAGGCGCUGCAGGGUGAGCUCCAGGCUGCGCUCGCAGCCAAGGAGGCCCUGAGCCAGCUGCUGGCCGACCAGGCCCUCGGGCACAGCCAGGCCCUGGAGGCCCUGCGGCAGCGGCUGCAGGGUGCGGAGGAGGCCGCCGCACGGCAGCUGGCGGAGCUGGGGCGCAGUGUGGCCCUUCGGGAGGCUGAGGUCGAGGGCAUGGCCUCCCGGAUCCAGGAGUUUGAAGCUGCACUAAAAGCAAAGGAAGCGACGAUUGCUGAGAGAGACUCAGAGAUUGACGCCGUGAACAAGUGGAAAGCGGCCCACUCCACCGCACUGAAGGCCGUCCUGUCGGCCGUGGCCCGUUUCCGCUGUGCCCUGGAGCAGCAGCCCCUGGCCGGCCCGGCCGAGCCCCCUGAGCUGCAGCGGCUCCGAACACAGUGUGUCCGUCUCAGCCGCCAGCUGCAGGUGCUGAACCAGCGGUUCCUGAAGUGCCAGAUGGAGCUGGACAGGCAGCAGGUGCACGGGGCUGCCGCCCGCACACGGCCGCCCGGCGCCUGCCGGCACCCUGGCCUGGAGGGCGGCACGGAGGUGUGGAUGCUCAGGGACGCGGAGGUGCCCGAGCAGGGCGUCAGCAGCAGGCGGCUGACCUCGAGUCUCCACAGCCGGGACCAGGACCCACGGGGUAAGGAAAAAGUACUGGAAGAUUAUCAGCUGCAGAAAGUCGAUCUUAUAGCUCAGGUGAAACAACUUCAGGAAAAACUGAACCAUCUGGUAUAUUCUGUGACCUUCCAGGAUGUCAACACUGCAGAUUUUAAAUUUCAACAGCCAUUGGCGUCAGCAUUUGGGUUAGAAAACAGUUCGAGUGAUGGUUCCCACAACGGUGAAGAAACCGACAAAUCGCCUCCUGUUGGUGCAUUUAAUAUCGACAAGACCGUGAGGGAUCUAACUGUUGCCAUUAAAGAUCAGGAUUAUUUGAUAAGAAAUGAAAUGCCAAAUUUUCCCAUUCAAGAAACAUUAGAAUUGCAGGAUGGGUCCCAUUCUUUACCAACCUGUGUGCGUGGUGGCGCCCGUGCCCUGAGCUGCAGUGACCUGCCCGAGCCCCUGAAGAGCCCGGUCCGGGUGCUGGACCUGUCCUCCUGGAGCUCCCCCGAGGUCCUCAGGAAGGACUCGGCCCUCGAGCCCCAGCCCAGCCUCCUCCUGACGCCCCACUCGGACGUCCUGAGCCUGUGCAGUGCCGAUGCCUCUCUGCAGGACCGGACCCCGGCCUCGCUGCUGCUGGCUGAUGAGCCGGGGCUGCCUUGUUACCUGGGCGUGUCUGCAGCAGGACAGGCCCCACCGUGGGCAGAGUCUGCGCCGGCCGACCACCGCCCUGUGGAGAGGACGCCUGUGGAGAAAGAUGUCGAAGAUUUUAUCAUAACAUCUUUCGAUUCUCAAGAAACGUUACGUUCACCUCCUGUCGGGUUAGAAGAAAACAAUGACGGCAGUGAAGACAGUGACGGCUUGGGUUUUGGAGGGAAACUGAGCCCACGAUCAGAGGGCCCCGAGGCUCCCGCCGAUGGCCCCAUCUCCAGAAGGUCUCAACAGCCACCGGGAGCCAUGAAGGGGAAGGACGUCCAGGCACAGCACGUGAAGGCCUUGCUGCAGAUGGUGCGCGAGGAGAGCCGCCAGAUCCUGGCCCUGUCAGAGAGCCGCGGGCCCCCCGGCGCUCUGAGCAGAGGGGAGCCAUGCGCACCCCUGGACCCCAUCCCAAGGGAGGGGCAGGGCCUCCUGGAAGCAGCACCGCAAAAAGGAGAGAAGGAACCUGCCGACGUGUGCCUUGAUUGGAGAGGAGAGUUUCUGCAGGUCGUGCAGGAGGCAUUUGACAAGGAAUGGAAGAUGCUGAAGCUCCAGCUGCAACCUGGACGUGGCGGCUCAGACCCAGGGGGUCGAGACUGCCUGUUGGAGAGGCUGGAGAAGGUCGUCCACGCGCAGGGAGACCUGCAGGAAAAGUCCUUGGAGCACCUCCACAUGUCGGACAGGAGCAGCCUGCUGUCUGAGAUACAGGCUCUGCGCGCCCAGCUGCGCCUGACGCACCUGCAGAACCAGGAGAAGCUGCAGCAGCUGUGCACGGCGCUGACCAGCGUGGAGGCCCGCGGGAGCUGGCAGGAGCACCAGCUGCGCAGGCAGGUUGAGUUACUGGCAUAUAAAGUCGAGCAGGAAAAAUGCAUAGCGAGCGACCUGCAGAAGACCCUCAGUGAGGAGCAGGAGAAAGCCAACGGGGUGCGGAAGCUCCUGGCGGUGGAGCAGAGUGCCGUGAAAGCUCUGAAGUCUGAGCUCUGCGAGUGCAAGCAGGAGAACGAGAGGCUGCUGAAGUCCCUGGACAACGUGCAGCAGGAAGUCCUCCAGCUGAGAUCCAUGCUGGACGGCAAGGAGAACGACCUGCAGGCUGCGCUUCAGGAGCUGGAGUGUGAGCGCGGGAAGGAGCGUGUCCUACAGAGCCGGCUGGAGGAGCAGCAGCUUCGGCACCUGCAGAGGGAGGGCCAGAGCUCCAAGUCCCUGGAGGAGUUAAGAGCGUCCUUGGAGAAGCAGCGUGCGCAGAGCAGUCGGCUCUGCGUCGCCCUGAAACACGAGCAGACAGCGAGGGACAACCUGCAGAAGGAGCUGCGCAUUGAGCACUCGCGCUUCGAGGCCUUGCUGGCGCAGGAGCAGGGCCGGCUCUCCCAGCUGCAGAAGGACCUGGAGGCGGAGAAGAGCCACUCGCUGGAGCUGUCGGAGGCUUUGCAGCACGAGCGGCUCCUCACGGAGCAGCUGAGCCGGAGGACGCAGGAGGCCGGCACCCACCAGGACGCUCAGGCGCACCCGGCCGUGCUGCGGAAGCUGAAGGAGGAGAAGGCCCGCGUGCUGGAGCUACAGGCGGUGCUGGAGAAGGCGCAGCAGCAGCUCGAGGCCGAGGCGCAGAAGCGCUGUGAGGAGCUGCGGAGAGAGAAGGAGGUAAGUGCUGCGUUGACGCCAACCGUGGAGGCUCUGCAGACCCAAAAACGAGAGCUGAGAUGCUGUCUGGAGAGAGAGAGGGAGAAGCCAGCGUGGUUGCAGGCAGACUUAGCGCAGUCCCGCACACGGCAGAAAGAGCCAGAAGGACCCGAGGACACGCGGAGCGGAGCGGAGACGAGGCAGAGCCGGGCACGUGCGGGGAAGUGGAGGAAGUGGCAGAGAGAAAAGGAGAAGCUGCGAGAGUUAGAGUUGCAGCGCCAGCGUGAGGAGCACAAGAUCCGCCAGCUCCAGCAGACCGUGAGAGAACUGGAAUCAAAGGAGGAGGCGCUCCGCAGCGGUGGCCUCCACCGGGGCGCUCCCCGAGGCGCCCCCGGCUCCGAUGGGCCGGACCAGCUCCAGGAACAGCAGCAGGAGCUGGAGAGGAUCAGGCAGCAGCUGCUCUGUGCUGCCGGGCUGCUCACCAGCUUUGUGCGCCGGACCGUGGGCAGGACCAUCAGCGACUGGACAUCAUCCAACGAGAAAGCAGUGGCGUCUUUACUGCGCACGUUAGAGGAGCUGAAGCCUGAGCUGAGCAGGUCCGCCCCCUUCCAGAAAAAAAUGGCAGCAGAGCUACAAAUCCAGCUUGUGGACGUCUUGCUGAAAGAGAACGAUUCCCUCACAAAAGCGCUCAACACGGCGACCGAGGAGAAGGCGGAGCUGAGCAGGGCCGUGUCCAGGCUUGAAAAGACCCUGAAGCACCAUGUGCAGAAGGGCUGUGCCCUGAGCAGGUCGGACAGGCCUGCGUGGAAGCAAGACCCAGUGGUGCCGCAGAGCUCACAACACUCGGACCUGGGACGGCCUCCGCCAGCUGCGAGCGUGGAAGCAAACACCUGCAACGUCAAAAUGGAAAAGUUGUACCUGCAUUAUUUGAGAGCAGAGAGCUUUAGGAAAGCUCUGAUUUAUCAAAAGAAGUAUCUCUUGCUGUUGAUCGGUGGGUUCCAGGAUUCUGAACAAGAAACACUCUCCAUGAUUGCUCAUUUGGGGGUAUUUCCUUCCAAAGCAGAUAAGAGAAUCACCGCGUCUCGUCCUUUUACGAAGUUCCGCACGGCUGUCAGGGUGGUCAUCGCAAUAUUAAGAUUGCGUUUUUUGGUUAAGAAAUGGCAAGAAGUAGAUCGGAAAGGAGCCCUAGCACCAGGCAAAGCCCCCCGCCCAGGACCCCGAGCGCCUCGGCGGCAGCGGUCUCCUCCUGAACCCAGAGAGUCCCUGCCGACCCGGGAUGUGUCUUCAGGUCACACCAGGGACCCUGCCCGUGGCCCCGGACCUGUGACAGCAGCCUCCCUGAGCAGGAGGGGAAGAUCCACUCCAUCCCCAAAUUCAAGAUUAGAAAGAUCCCUGACUGCUUCUGAAGAUCCAGAACAUUCCUUGACAGAAUAUAUUCACCAUUUGGAAACGAUCCAGCAAAGACUGGGGGGAUUACCACCAGAUUUUACUUCAAAGAAAUCCUGCCAUCCGAAGAGUAAACAAUGAAUAAAAUCCUUGUGGCUCUCACCUGGGACAGUUCUGUUUGAGAAAAAGAUUCAUUCUCCCCUUUUCUCAAGGAAGCUCCUGGGCUCUGCCUCGCGUGCCGUGGUGCCCAGCCUGGGCGCUGCCGGCUCAG